AUGAAAGAGGCACAGAGUCAAUAUUACGCUGAUCAUGAUGCACCUUACAAUAUGUUGUCAGUGAAGAGAGAAUAUUUCCCACAAUUGACCUCUCAAGAACAAAAAUAUGCGCAUUUUAUGUCGAAGGCAUCCCAUGCUGGUACAAGAAUUGUGCUUAGACAAGUAUCUUACGAGAGUGAGCCGAUUUUCGACUUGAUAAUGAGAGUAAAUGCAAACUUAAAUGGAAAAGAAUACUCUGAUUUACAGUUAGAAGAAAACGAAGCUGAGUACUAUCUAGAUUAUGUGUCACAAUUCUUAUCAAAUUUAGGUAACUACAAGUCUUUCGGUGAUUCAAAGUUCAUUCCUAGAUGUUCUGAAGAAUCUUUCUACAAAAUAGUGGAAGCGGCUAACAUAGAUUUGAAUGGACCAGUAGAAAAUUCUCCAUUCAAUAAUGUCAAGGAAUUGAUUGAAAAGGGUAUUUAUUACAUAGAUGAAGACAUUGCCUUGCUAGGUUUCCCUUCAGAUGGUCAUAUGUCUUCUUAUUAUCUAGGUGAUCCAAUUACUCUACAGGAUAUGAAUGUAUUGAAAGAAGAGCUGUUUGCAAAAUAUUCAAUUUUACCAGAGAAUACAAGGAUUAAUAAAGUUAAAGACAAUCUCUUUGAAGUUUGGAUUGCCUCUCAAUUGUUAGAAAACACAGUUUCUGACUCUUACCCAGAUGAAAAGAUUGCUUUGAGCAAUGGUGCUAUAGUAAAGUUCAAAUUCGGUGAUCAUUCUCGUGAAAUGGGUCUAAUCGUCUCAUUCUUGCGAGAAGCAAAGGAAUAUGCGGCCAACGAAACCCAAGCUAACAUGGUUGAAGAGUAUAUUAAAUGCUUCAAGACAGGAUCUUCACAUGCCCAUAAGGAAGCUCAAAAGCUUUGGGUCAAAGAUAUAUCGCCAACUGUCGAAACAAACAUUGGAUUUAUUGAAACCUACAGAGAACCUUCUGGUAUUAUUGGUGAAUUUGAAUCUUUAGUUUCCAUACAAAAUAAGCAACGUACCGCUAAGUUUGCAACAAUGGUCGAAAAUGCCGAAGAAUUCAUAUCACUAUUACCAUGGGAUAAAGAUUAUGAAAAGUCAAAGUUCAAUCCUCCUGAUUUCACUUCGUUGGAAGUCUUGACUUUUACAGGAUCUGGUAUCCCAGCAGGUAUCAACAUCCCUAAUUAUGAUGAUGUUAGAUUAACUAUCGGUUUCAAGAAUGUUUCAUUGGGUAACAUUUUAAGUGCUGCAGCAAAAGCGUCUUCGAAAUACCCACCAAGUUUCAUUAAAGAUAGUGAUCGUGCAAUCUUUGAUAAAUAUCAAAGUAAAUCGUUUGAGGUUCAGGUUGGUAUCCAUGAAUUGCUAGGUCAUGGUUCUGGUAAAUUAUUGAUGGAAACUGCACCAAACGAGUUUAAUUUCGACAUCAAUAAUCCACCUUUGGACUUGCAAGGUAAGCCUGUCAAGACCUGUUACAAAUUGGGUGAAACUUGGGGCUCCGUUUUUGGUUCUCUUGCCGGUGCGUUUGAAGAGACUCGUGCUGAAGUUGUUGCAAUGUACUUAAUAACAAAUAGGAAAUUACUGGAUAUUUUCGGCUUCAAAACAAAAGAAGAGCAAGACAAUGUCAUUUACGCGGGUUACUUACAAAUGGCAAGGGCAGGUCUAAUGGCACUUGAGUUCUGGGAUCCAAAGACUCAAAAAUGGGGUCAACCACACAUGCAGGCAAGGUAUUCUAUUAUGAAAACAUUUUUAUUACAUUGUUCGGCAGAAAACUUUUUGAAUAUUGAAUACGAUGCUGAGAAUAACGAUCUUAAGAUUUCCAUGGAUAGAUCGCUCAUUGAGACGGCGGGUCACGGGGCUGUCAAAGACUAUUUGACACACUUGCAUGUCUUUAAAUGCUCUGCAGAUUAUGCACGCGGUAGCGAAUAUUAUAUCAACAGAUCCACAGUUACUCCGGAACUCGCAAAAUUCAGGGAUAUUGUUAUAGCUAAGAGACUUCCAAGAAGACAAUUCAUCCAGGCCAAUACGCGUCUCCUAGAUGACGAGGUCCAAUUGAACGAGUACGAGGAGACUGCACUCGGUAUGAUCCAAUCUUUCGUCGAACGUGAGUUAUGA
Messenger RNA from Kazachstania africana CBS 2517, 2106 nucleotides. Its product is annotated as dipeptidyl-peptidase III. Gene Ontology annotation, biological process: proteolysis. Bases 1 to 2106 code for a protein of 701 amino acids. The record is from RefSeq and is a predicted model, not a curated record. Gene Ontology annotation, molecular function: metalloexopeptidase activity; dipeptidyl-peptidase activity. Lineage: Eukaryota; Fungi; Ascomycota; Saccharomycetes; Saccharomycetales; Saccharomycetaceae. Gene Ontology annotation, cellular component: cytoplasm. The transcript has a single exon.